AAAGGGAAAACCAUGCCUGAACCCGCCAAGUCCGCCCCGAAGAAGGGCUCCAAGAAAGCCGUGACUAAGACGGCUGGUAAGGGAGGCAAGAAGCGCAGAAAGUCCAGAAGGGAGAGCUAUGCGAUCUACGUGUACAAGGUGCUGAAGCAGGUCCACCCCGACACCGGCAUUUCUUCCAAGGCGAUGGGCAUCAUGAACUCGUUCGUCAACGACAUUUUCGAGCGCAUCGCCGGUGAGUCGUCUCGUUUGGCUCAUUACAACAAACGCUCUACCAUCACGUCCAGGGAGAUCCAGACCGCCGUGCGCCUGCUUCUUCCCGGUGAGCUGGCCAAGCACGCCGUGUCCGAGGGCACCAAGGCCGUCACCAAGUACACCAGCUCCAAGUAACAAGUGACAAAUUUCAUCAAACCCAACGGCUCUUUUAAGAGCCACCCACGUUUCCGCUUAAAGAGCUUAUUUUGUGUGGGUAACUGUAAGGCUUGUAGUAGAAUGAGUUAUGUAAGUGUUUAAAUGCACAUCCUUUGGUUUGUGUAUACAAAAAGUGUGUUUGUUCCAGUACGUGAUCUGCAAUUCCUUCUGCAAACACCUGUAAAAUACAGGAAACAUCCAGGCUUUGUUUUGAGUUAUAACGCUUCUAAACCUCUAUCAUUUUUUUCUUUUCUUGACAUGCAUGUGUGUAUUUAUGAAUAAAAAUAAACAUUGUGUGCACAUUUGUUAUUGUAAGAGCUGUUUACUUAUGUAUUCUUUUAAUAUUUUAGCAUUUUAUUGCUUCUCUGCCUUUUGUACUUGAUCAAGUGUAGUAUCUGUUCUUAUUAGUUUAAUAUCUGAUGCGUCCUCUAAAUGAGGGCUACACAUUAAAUUGAUAUUUACAACAA
Molecule: messenger RNA, 875 nt
Organism: Colossoma macropomum (tambaqui)
Lineage: Eukaryota; Metazoa; Chordata; Actinopteri; Characiformes; Serrasalmidae
Product: histone H2B-like
Exons: 1
Coding region: 13-387 (124 amino acids)
Cellular component (GO): nucleosome
Molecular function (GO): protein heterodimerization activity; DNA binding; structural constituent of chromatin
Source: RefSeq, a predicted model, not a curated record